GCAGUUAGCAAGUAGACAUUCAGUCUCGGUUUAGCGCUUGAACAGUAUAGACGUGAAUUUUUUUUUCACUCACAAAAAAUAAGGACCGAAUUUUAAUUUAAUGACAGAAAAUUUAGAUAGACAAACUAGCUGGAGAGAGAGAAAAAAGCAUAAAAAAAUUUUUUUUUUUAAAUUGCAUUCUCUCUUUUUUUUGAGAACCGGAAGUUUAAAUAGCUUUUUUUAAAAAAAAGCUCCCUCUAUCUUUCUCUUGAAAAAGCACACGAGGUCGGAGAACCGCGAGUGAUUUAGAUUCGUCGAGAGACUUUUAUUAUAAAAAAUAAAUAAAUAAAGGUGGGGGUAAGUUCCCCAGGGAAUAAUUUUUGGUGUGUAUGUGUGUGUUUAUGUGUGUAUGUGCGCGCGCGUUCUAUUCUGUAAGCGUCGCGACGCCCUAAACAAAAUUCUCGUCCCUGAACAAAGGGUUUCUCUACCCUUGUUGACUGCUUUCCUUUUUUUUUUUUUUUGUGAAACUUUGCCAUUAAUCAAUAAUUAUUUUUUUUUUGGAAAAAAUUUGUUUUUGUAAAUUUAAAUAAAAAAAAGUGUAACGAAUUUUGCAACUUUGAUGAUUGUGUGGAAAAUUAAAAAAAAGAAAAAGAAAUUUAUCAUCUAUUGCAGAAAUUAAGAAAAAUAAUUUUUAAAAAAAGGAUCCAAAGCGAUUGUAUAAUAUGAGAGGAUGAGUUGCUCGGUGAAGAUCUCGAGCGCGAGGAGCUGGAGUGGAUCGCAAAGAAAAAUUAAUUCGGUGGCUGAGGAGACAACAACAACAACAACACAUCCUGUGAGUCCUGGAUCAGGAAAUAUUGGAACAACUUUGGCGGGAGGACAAAAGGUCAUUUCACCACGACCGGUCAAGUCCAUAGCAGUGAAAAAGGGCGAGGACACGAGUAAGCUACUCAAAUAUAUCGAUGACAAUGUUAUCGGCAAGAAUGGAAUCUUCUUUGGACCAUUUGGACGCAGAAAAGUCGUUUACUGCGAUUACACAGCAUCCGGAAGGUCGUUGCAAUUUCUGGAGGAGUAUAUUACAAAAGAGGUCCUUCCAUUGUUGGGGGACACUCGAACAUCAACUUCGAUAUGCAGUUUACAGUCCUCACUAUUCAGGCACGAGGCCAGAGACAUAGUUCGGCAUGCUGUCGGGGCCGGUGAGCAGGAUGCUGUCCUUUUCACGGGUCAAGGUACUGCAGGUGCAUUGCGCACACUUUUACGCCAUCUUGAUCUCACAACACCCACUGUCGUCUUCGUUGGACCCUUUGAACAUCAUGGCAAUUUAAGGCCCUGGCGAGAAUAUGGUGUUAAGAUAAUUCGAAUUAAAGAGACAAGAGAGGGUUUUUUGGACCUCAAUGAUUUGGAGAGGAAAUUGGAGUCAGAGAAAAAGGAUAAUUCAACGGCACGAAUGAUUGGUUACUUUAGUGCUGCAAGUUGCAUAACAGGUGUUCUUGCUGAUGACGUUGCAACGACUUUACUUCUUCGUCAGCAUAAAGCACUUAGCAUUUGGGAUUACACUUCAGCUGCUCCAAACGUACGAAUGGAAAUGAAUCCUCAUCUCCCCGGGGUAGGUGAGACGGCCGUGCAUAAGGAUGCGAUUAUUUUUGCUGGCCAUAAAUUUAUUGGAGGUGUACAAUCGCCUGGAGUUCUCAUAGUAAAACGAUCACUCUUAAGGGAGGAAUUUGAACAUGAAGAUAUGCGCGAUUCACAUCGAUAUCUUCAUGAUCCAGAAUUACGUGAAGAAAGUGGAACUGCCGGUGUUGUUGGGGCAAUUCGUUGUGGUCUCGCUAUGCAACUCAAGGAAAAUGUCACUCCUCAAGCAAUUGCUGCAAGACAAGAUAAAAUCUCCAGACAAGUUUUGGCUCACGUGAGAACGAUUCCAGAACUAAUAUUACUUGGCAGCACGUCACAAAACGUAAAAAGAUUGCCCAUUUUUUCAUUCAUGGUCCGACAUCCACGUGGUACAUUUCUUCAUCAUAAUUUUGUUUGUGCCGUUUUAAAUGAUGUUUUUGGGGUGCAAGCACGUGGUGGAUGCGCUUGCGCGGGUCGAUAUGCUCACGACCUCAUGGGAAUAGAUGAAAAACUUGCCAAGGAAUAUGAAGCCGUUCUUGAAAGUGGUGGUGAUGACGUCAAAGAAGAAUCGAACGCCGAAGCUCUUCGACCUGGUUUCGCUCGUUUAUCCUUUCCUUAUUUCAUGUCCGAGGCGGAAGUUGCAUUUGUCCUUGAGGCCUUAAAAAUGGUUGCCACUGAAGGUUGGAAAUUAUUACCUCAAUAUGUUCUUAAUCCUGAUACUGGUGAAUGGAGACAUCAUACAAAUAGUGUUUUUAAAGAGAGAAAAUGGCUUGGCGCCAUAAGAUACACAGAUGGAAAAAUGAAUGCAACCGAGAGACGUGUCUCUGGUUCAGGUGUAUUUCCUCAGAGUCAUAGCGAUUGCUUGCAGACUGCUAGAAAUAUUUUCAAUAAGGCAAGAAAAAUGGCUCAAAGAUAUCCAUUACAAAUUGAUCAUUCAGUAAUUUUUAAUGAAAAAGCCGAGAGUCUUCGUUGGUUUAUAUUGCCAAAUGAGGCGCAGGAUCUUCUUCUUGGAAAUUCACAAAAUGUCAAACAACACGUACCUUUCGAUCCAACAUUUUACAAACUCGCUGGUCAUGCAUUUUUUGAUACGACGCCAAUUUCAUCAGCCCCCUCGUACGUAUCGAAUGUAUUCGCAAUGAGAAGAUUGAAUAGCGAUGUACCACGUUCGGGAAAUCCACCAGUGUCACCAAUUUCAUUGAGGCAUCGAAGUCUACCGGCAUUGCCAAGCGAUGGAAAAAAUGGCAAAUAUAAACUUCGAAUAAAUGAUGUUGACGAUGAUGAUGUAUUAUUAUCUUCGAAAAGUGGACAAAAAUCACCGGCCACAUGUCCGGGUUCACCAAUGCCAAGUGUGAGAUUCGCCGUUGGUGAAGUUGUUUCAUCAGGAGCUGUUGGAAUGUUAGGAACAACACCAACAGUCGCUAGAUUAAUAGCAAGUGAGCAAAAUUUAGGUAGCGAUACGACAUAUGUCGCAAGAACAAGAUGCAAUUCCCUGGGCAGUAGUAGUGGAUGUCGAUCAACGUCAGGUGGUAAAACAUCACCUGUACCAAUACCCCUGAGUCCACAAACAUUGGCAAGUUUAGGAAUUGCGAAUAAUACAAUUUCACAAUCGAGAUUUCGUCAUUGUAGCUGUAGUAGUCAAACUGAUUUGAAUAAUGGAUCAUUUGAUUCGGACGCUGCUGGUUCACCAAAUAGAUCAUCAUCAUCUCUUGGUCAUGUGCCAAUUUAUUCAUGUUCGUCAUCAAUUGAUUCAAAUGUCAUUAAUGCAUCGUCACGUCAUGGUCGAUCAUCACCUGUACCAUCGAAUGUUAGUCAAAGUUCAGAGGAUGAUCUUCGUGCUUAUCUUAAGGAAGUGACUAAGGAACUUGCCACUGAAAUUAAAUCCGAAAUACGUGAAGUCAUCUCAAAAGUUGAUGAUGUUCUCUCUGAAACUAAUACUUGCGAGACAACGCCACAACAUCAAUCGAAACAACAACAUCAACAACAUGAUUCAUUUUCAGCUAGCGAUAUUGCUGAAUAUUUAAUGGAAUUUUCAAAGGAGAUGGCCAGCGAAGUCAAAUCAGAAAUUAGAUGUAUGGUCAAUUCUGUCGAUGGACUUCAUAGGUACUCACCAGACGAUAGAUCAUCAUCCGAAUGUGCAUCUCCAGCUGAAAGAAGACGAAUUGUUUUGCCCACAUCGACGCGUCCUCGAACACCGGUAAUUUUGGGAAAACUUGGCGAACUCAGUCAACAGGAUAGUAAAAUGUCCAGUGAAUGUUCAUCCGACGAGACUGUGAUAUAUGUUGUAAAAUCAAAUACUGGCGAUGGUGAGAAAAAUACCGACGAAGAUGACAUCGAUGAUGACGACGUUGAUCAUGAGGAACACAAUGAACCUGAAAAAGCAUUACCCAAAAUCUAUUCAGCAGUGAAUUCGGUCAGUUCACAGGACAGUGGAAUAAAUCUUUCAUUUCAUGAGAACGAUAAAUCAGGUGAAUCACCGGAAAUUGGUCGUAGCAGUAGCGCUGAAUCAAAUUCCAAUGGUUAUUCAAGAAGACCACCACCACGUCUUACAAUCAAUACGGGAAUAAAUUUCACUAAACAAGUUCGAUUAACAAAUGAUGAUCUCUCUGAAGAUGAAGAGGCAUUUCUUCUUUCAGAAAGUUCAGGUCAAGAAGGUGAGGAUGAUUCAAAAACUGAAAAUGGAAUCAAUACAGUGCAAUCAUUGUGGCAUUGUUCACCGAAAAAUGUUUGGAAACCAGUUGUUGCAGCAAUGCAAGAAUUUGAAAUGAUCAAGGACAACGAUAGAGUUCUUGUUUGUUUAUCAUUGGGUGGACGUAAUUCAUUGGCGCUUGUUCAUACUCUUCAUCAAUAUCAAUUUUAUGUACGUUCAAAGGGAAUUGAUUUUGAAAUUGGCGUUGCCGCUGUUGAUGAUACAAGAUACGAUCCACUUGAAUCAAUGUCCUAUCUUAAGGCAUUGGAUGUACCCUAUUUUUAUGAGGAAAUAAUAAAUUCCAAUACUAGUCAGGAGAAUAAUGAUGACGAUGAUUCUAUAUCAAAUGGACCCUGUAAUUUUUGUGAUAGGUCAACACGUGGAAAACUCUAUUCAGUUGCAAAGAAACAUAAUUACAAUGUUCUUGCACUUGGACAAAAUUUAGAUGAUUUAACUGAAGGUUUUCUUGCCACUGUUUUUCAUAGUGGUAAAUUAAGAACAAUGAAAGCUCAUUACAAUAUUCGCGAGCAAGAAUUAAGAGUUAUUAGACCAUUUGUUUAUGUCAGCGAUAAAGCGUUGAGACAAUUUUUCGAAAGCAAAAAACUUCCCCUUUUUCGUGAAGCUGGUAAUGAAGAUGCACUUCAGAAACGACAACGAAAUGAGGAACUGAUCACACGUCAUGAGCAAUCUUAUCCACGUUUAUAUUGGUCCCUACGAUCUGCGUUGAGACCAUUGAUAGCGGCUAGAGUUCAAAGUAGCGAUAAUCAACAACAAAUUAAUCAGGAAAAAAAACGACAACAAUUCAGAAGAACUAGAACAAAUUCUUUUAAUUCUUCACCAAUAGUUAAUACAUCAAGAAGAUCUGAGGAUAGCGAGGAAACUGACGAAGAACCCAUUGUUUGAGAAUAAUUAUCAUCAUCUUCAAAAAAAAAAAAAAUCAAUGGAAAUUCUACCGGUAAAUUUAUUCUUUAUGAUAAAUUCAUUGAAGAAAAUAAUUUUUCUCAUAUUUCUUUUUAAUAGUUAAUUCUUCAGAAUUAAUAUCAGAAUAUUGAAAAAUUAAUAAUUCAUUUCAAAAUAAACUAGAGUUCGAAAAAUAAUUCUUUUUAGAAAAAAGACUCUUAUAGAAAAUAUUAAAAAAAGAAACAAUUUUUUGUUUUUGAAUUUCUUUUGAAGAAUUAAAUUUUCAAAAAAAAACUUUAAAAACCAAAAGGGAUUUAGAGAAACAAAUUUUUUAGAUUAAUUUUGAGAAUUAGAUUCUUUCAAGAAGAUAAUUUCAAAAAUUGAUAUUUGAUUUAAUUUUUGCCAAAUGGCUGAGAAAAUUGACAAUACUUAUUUCAUUUGAAAAAUGAAAAAAAAAAAAAUGCGAGGCACGCACAAACGCUCUCUCGAUACUCGCUUCACGCAUAAAAUAUAAAUAUAUUUUGAACUCGUCGUCGUUGUCCUCGCUACAUUCCGCUCGUUUUGAGUUGAAAAAGUGAAGCCAUCAUAAAUUUUUUUAUAUAGAAGUACUUAAUUCACUCAUUAUUAUUAUUACUUCACUAAUUCAUUUGAUAAUAAAUAAUAAUCUUCAUUUUUUUUACGACUGAGUAAAAUUUGACCAGUGUCUUUUACAUUAAAAAUUAGUAAAAAAAAAAAAAAAAUUAUUGUGAUAAACUUUUACUAUUGAAGUGAUAUUAAUUUUUCUUAUUCGCAUUGUUCUUUUUUUUAUAAUUUUAUAAUCUAUUAAUGUUAAUGGGUUUGGGAAAUUUAAAAUAUGAUAAAUAGAUAUCUAUAAAUUCUUUAUAUAUAUGAAAAGAAAAUUAAUUUUGGCGAAAUUGAUGGCACAUGAAUAACUUGUUCUAGAUCAUUUUUUUGUCGUCGUUUUUUUUUUUAAGACGAAUCCUCAUUCCAUUGACUCAUCUCUUUUUUUUUGGUUCGUUUAAAACAGACUGAGACACUUGAGGGUUCACCUGACUGAGAUGUUGUAUACUCAGAGGAUAGUUUUUUUUUUAAAGUAAUUUAUAUCGAAAAAUUUUCAAAGAAAUAUUUUUUAUGUCUUUUAUUUUAAAUUUUCAAGUAAAGAAAACUUUUUUUCUCUACAAAAAUAUUAUUUUUUUCCAAACUUUGUUUUUGAGUGUACAACAAGUAGAACUUAUUAAUUGUUUAUAGAGUGUGACAGGGAGUGUCGAUUGUAGCAAAAACUCGGCAAAAAAAAAAAAAAUUGGUCCAUUUUGAGAAUACGUGACCAAAUAAAACAACACAAAUUUACAACUAUAUAUAUAUAUGCUUUCUAUACACUGCCGAUUUUACGGUAGACAAAGACACUUUCUUUUUCUUGUAUAAUUUCAAAAAAAAAAAAAAAACAAAACAAAACCCAAAAAAGAAACAAACAAGUGAUCUUUUUUUUCAUAAAUUCCAAAUUGCGAUACGUGUUCGAUAUUUUCCAAAGAGAUUCGAUAUUUUUAUACUCUGAAAUAGCAAAACAAAAAAAAAAAAAAAACGAAACAGAGUUUUUACGGGGGAGGAUUUUCUCAAUUUUUCUUUUUGGAAUAGAAAUAAAAUUUUGUACAUAUAUGUAAAUGAUUUAUUAUUAUAUAGAUUCGAUAAAGAGAUCAAUUGUGAAAUUUCUCAUCCCCCAUUCAUGAUAAAAAAAAAAGAAAUGUGUAAGAGGAAAAUUUUUUGACUUUGCAAUAUUGUUGCACUGCCAUAAUACCAAAAAAAAAAAAAAAAAAAAAAUGUCUUAAAACACUGGACAAAUCGGAAAAUUUUUUCUGAAAUUCUUAUCUUUUUUAUAUAUCUAACGAUUAUUUCUCCUUGUGAUCAUGGAAUAAUCGAACACGUUAGCAUAUUUUAUAUCACAAAAAAAAUGUAUGUUUGUAAGUAUGAUGUCAAAUUUUGUAUAUUUAUCUAUACAUAUAUAUAUAUUACACACUCAUGACGUUUACUCGAAAAUACACCAAAAUUUUUGUAAUGAGUUUCGCUCCCCUUCUUUAAAAAAAAAAUAGAGGAAACUUUUCAAAAAUCUCGGGUUAAAAUUACCCAAAGGAGAAGAAAAAAAAACCGAGGUUGACAAAAAAAAUGUCCAGUAACGUUACUUUUCUUGUAUAUAUAAAAAAAAAUUUGUUAAUAGAAAAGUAUCGUUUAUUUUGUCUGGACAAUAAAAAAAAAAAACAAAAAAAAAAAAAACAAAAAGAAAACUAAACUUUGCUCAGAAGUCUCUGUAUCUAGGAAAAAAUUUUUUUUUUGUAGAUUGUAGAAUUAAUUAUAUAGAUGGUUAAAAAAAAAUUUCCUGCUCUUUGUGCAAAUUUUGUCAGGAUAUUAUAGUUACGUCAAAGAACAUGUAUACUAGCUUGCCAUCAAUGUUGCAUGUCUGUUGAAAAAAAAAAUAUAUAUAUAUAUAUAUAUAUAUAAGAAA
Messenger RNA from Leptopilina boulardi, 7667 nucleotides. RefSeq lists its product as uncharacterized. The record is from RefSeq and is a predicted model, not a curated record. The transcript has 10 exons. Lineage: Eukaryota; Metazoa; Arthropoda; Insecta; Hymenoptera; Figitidae. Bases 710 to 5176 code for a protein of 1488 amino acids.